Molecule: messenger RNA, 1492 nt
Organism: Megalopta genalis
Lineage: Eukaryota; Metazoa; Arthropoda; Insecta; Hymenoptera; Halictidae
Product: alpha- and gamma-adaptin-binding protein p34
Source: RefSeq, a predicted model, not a curated record
UUGAUCGAUCAUCAGUCACUCAGUUAACUUCAGUUAGAGUUAAUGUGACAUCGAAUACAUCGAACGACGAACGAUUUAUCGCAUUUAUUUUUUUCUCUGAUCACUUGGUUCACUGAUCAGUGACCAGUACCAUACUAUCAUACCGAAUUCUACCAGAAUUGUACUGAAUUAGCCGACUAAUUUAGACUGACCGGUAUUUCUCUAAAAUAAGAAAAACCCAGAAUCUAGAACACAAAGGGUUAUGAAAUAGAGAAAAUCACGUCCAUUUAAAACACGCUAUUAUCCAUGUUUUAUUACAAGGUAUAAAUGUCGCUGUACACCAAAUAAAAGUGAUUAAUUUCCAUGUACAUGGUAUAGUACGUGUUUGCAGCGACCAUUCGAUAUAAAUAUAACCUAACUCGAGGAACAGUAAACAAUUUCUGUUGAACCUUACAAUUUAAAUUAUAAGGUUAUUUACUACUGCAAUUGUAAAUAUAUUUCUUUCGUAUAAUGAGUUGGCCUAGAUUGCUGAUUGUAAGCACAGAGAAAGGAAAGGGGGUUGCUCACGAAAUUGCUACGAAAAUGGGUGGUCAGAAAUUUUGUAAUCAAGAAGGUCUAGAUUACUAUUCAUGGCAUAUCGAUAAUAAAUAUUAUGAUGUAACAGUAUCAGUUUGUGUCACAGAAAGUCCAACUCCAAAUAUUAAACUCGAUGAUAUACAAGCCCUUAUUGUGCACCAUAAUCCACAAGCAGAAGGUGCGGAUGAAAAUUUAAGACAAUGGUUACCUUUAAUCAAUUCUUUAGCAGACGCAGGAGUACUACUGUUUUCUUGCAAUUUUAUAACAGAUGUUCGUAUAAGAAACGAAGUAAUAAGGUGGUGUCUAAAGAGAAAGUUUGAAUUGAUCGAAUUCAACAGACCGGAAGUAGAUACUGCAGAAUCUGACCUAGAUCACAAUAAACACGGCAUUGAGAGAAUGAUCGAAGCUUUACACGCUCAUAUGUGGCCUAGUAUGACACUGAAAGCCAAACCAUCAAGUACUGAAACAACAAACAUCGACUUACACAAAGUGGAAGAACAGUUUAAGAAUAUUAAACUUCCACGAGAUUCUACGGAAAGAUUACCAAUGGAAAACGUGCUGGGUGGAAUUAUGGGAGAAGAAAUCGCAGAUUUUGGUGAAUUUUUGAGUCAAUUAAAGGCUAUGAAAGAUCAUGCAGCAUCAGUGCCAACAAAUCAGAGGCAACUUGUGGCAGAACAGUUAGUCACAGCUUUCUGGAAAGCAAUGGGCGGUGAUCCUUCGGAAACGGAAUUAGAUUAAUUCGUGCAUUAAUUGUGUAAUGGAAAUGGGUUCCCAUUCAACACGCGUAAACGCUUUAAAUAGACUUUAUUUUGAUAAAUCAGUUAAAAAUGAGAUUAAAAAUAAAACCAAGCAUUGUUAUAGUUAAAAUUAUAGCAGUUAUAGAUAACUGUAAGAUUAUAAUAAAUGUAAGGGCAGUAAGAUAUUUCAGUUCAUAAAA